AUGCUCGUCAUUGCCAAAAAAAUUUCCAAACAACUUCAAAACCGAUCGGUCGUUUUUCUGACGAUUUGGACCAGCUUAAGCUUUUUUCUAUUCCUAAUAGUACUUGGUAUUGAAUUCAUCAAACAGCGGUCCGAAUUGAUUCCAUCGAAAUCGACAGGCACUGUGACGAAAAAAUCAGUGUAUCGAGACCCGAUAAUUCUCAUUCCGUUCAUCCUUAUCCCGACAGUCUGCUUAUCCCUUUUCACCCGAUCGAUCCCCAUCGUCUUCUCGAUUCUCUGCUCGAUGACCCUUCAAUUAUCGAUCACCUCGUUAAGCACAUUGGAAACUCGACCGGAAUUCCUAGUGAUCCUCGGAUAUAUUUCGAUAGCAAAUACAAUAUUUCUCAGACGAUGCUGGGAAAAAUAUCGACGAGGUCCGUGCUCAUCGACAAUUUAUCGCAUAAUUCUGGCAACCGUCGAUCGUUCUCUUCCAAUGAUUCUGACUUCAACCCUCUGCGCUUCAUUCAUCCCUCUGAUAUCAAUCCUUCUCCUUUCUCAAACCCUUCAAUCAAUAUACUUGUCGGUCUCGACGCUAAUCAGCAACAUAUGCGUUCAAUCGUUGGUCCUUUCAGUACUUCUCAUACGGAAUACAUAUAAUUGGUGUUUUCCGUCCAUCGGUACAAAUUUUCCGUUACGCCAAUGUCAAGCUUUCAUCGAGGAAAAGCUUGUAUAUAUUGCGCACUUCAUCAUCAAAUUAUGUCAAGAUCUUCUUUCUUCUCGCCUCAAAAUUCCCAUCUUCAUUUUUUAUAUGAUGGCAAUUCUCAGCUAUUUGGGAGUUCUUUUCCUUCGGAUCUACACACAUGUCAACUCUCUAAUAAGACAUAACAAAAUGCAAAUCCUUCUCGAAUUCCAUUCAUAUUAUCCAAUAAUUCUCUCGAUUUGCUUAUUCGUCAUUCCGCUUGCUGUUCUCAUAUCGAUCAAUCGACUCCAGAUUCACACAAUUGUCACGAUGCUCGGGUUCAGUUUCAGCAUGAUUGUUCUUGAUGUUUCAAGGGAACUGCUACUUUAUGAUCGUCCUCUCAAACCGGUAGAGUACAUUCUAGCUACUGUGAUACCGAUCGAUGGUUGUAUUCGUUUCUCUCUUGCUUACCGAUUGUCUAGAAAGAAGAUCCAUGCGGCAAAGGUACUGGAUGCGACUGACAUCUCAUUCUCACAGACGACACUCUCUUCAAUAUCCUCAAUAUCUUCGCUGAUGUUCAUUUUCAUAUACAUGAAUUCUGUCAAAUUCAUACCAAUUUUGGCUACAGUGAUCGCUUCAAAUUGGUUGAACACAGUGGUAUUUUACCCCGUCGCAACUACAUUAAUCGGUGCGUUCGAAUUCGGAAAACGGCGACGGAAUAGUCAACUAUCGGAAACGAGAUCAUUUCACACCGAUCGAUUCUCAUCUCAUUUCUUGCUUGAAAACAACGCGGAUUACACCAAAAAAUACAAUAGCACCAAUUAUUAUGGAAAUGCGAAACAAAAACGGUCCUACAAUGUGGUGAUCACCGAUUCAAGAAGAGCUUCAAUGCCGGUUUCGGUGCAUAAAAUUUCAAUAACCGAUCCAAAUGAUCCAAUUCUCAAAAAGAGAUCGUGGGCAAAUGGAGCACACUUCUCAAUGGACACCACACUAACAAUGACGGCUCGAGAAGCAUUACAUCUGAUUCGGAAACAGGAAUCAAUCACAUCGGACAAUAUAUUGGCCAAAGAAUUGGCGCUUUAUUAG
Caenorhabditis bovis is the source of this 1743-nucleotide messenger RNA. Lineage: Eukaryota; Metazoa; Nematoda; Chromadorea; Rhabditida; Rhabditidae. The record is from the annotation of a GenBank genome assembly.